GGGCGCCCGGCUCAGCUGGGGGCGGGGCGGCAGGCGGCGGGCGGGGCCGUGUGCGCCUGCGCGGUGUGUGUACCGGCCGCAGCCCCGCGCCGGCUGCAGCUCAGUGAUCCGAGCCGGAUCCCGAGCGGGGAACACGGGCUGAAGCGGCGGCGGCGGCCCCGCCCCGGGGCUCCAUUGUUGAGGCUGCCGCGGCUCUGUCGGCUGCUCAGCUGCGCUCCAGUCGGCCCAGGCGCAGCGGCGAGGAGCGAGCACUGCGAGGCAGCGGCCUGAGCAAUGGAAGAGUUAAUAGUUGAACUUCGUCUCUUUCUUGAACUCCUGGACCAUGAAUAUCUAACCUCAACUGUCAGGGAGAAAAAGGCAGUGAUAACCAACAUUCUGCUGAGGAUACAGUCAUCCAAAGGUUUUGAUGUGAAAGACCAUGCUCAGAAGCAGGAGACCGCUAGCAGCCUGCCAGCCCCUCCUCAGAUGCCCCUGCCGGAGAUCCCUCAGCCCUGGCUGCCUCCUGACAGUGGGCCUCCGCCAUUGCCAACGUCCUCCCUCCCAGAAGGUUAUUAUGAGGAAGCUGUGCCGCUGAGCCCCGGAAAAGCUCCGGAAUACAUCACAUCAAAUUAUGAUUCUGAUGCGAUGAGCAGCUCUUACGAAUCGUAUGAUGAAGAGGAGGAGGAUGGGAAGGGGAAGAAAACCCGGCACCAGUGGCCCUCCGAGGAGGCCUCCAUGGACCUGGUCAAGGACGCCAAAAUCUGCGCCUUCUUGUUGCGGAAGAAGCGGUUCGGCCAGUGGACCAAGUUGCUCUGCGUCAUCAAAGACACCAAGCUGCUGUGCUAUAAAAGUUCCAAGGACCAGCAGCCUCAGAUGGAACUGCCGCUGCAAGGCUGCAACAUUACGUACAUCCCGAAAGACAGCAAAAAGAAGAAGCACGAGCUGAAGAUAACUCAGCAGGGCACGGACCCGCUGGUGCUUGCCGUCCAGAGCAAGGAGCAGGCCGAGCAGUGGCUGAAGGUGAUCAAAGAAGCCUAUAGUGGUUGUAGUGGCCCCGCAGAUUCAGAGUGUCCUCCUCCACCGAGCUCCCCGGUGCACAAGGCGGAACUGGAGAAGAAACUGUCUUCAGAGAGACCCAGCUCAGAUGGGGAGGGCGUGGUGGAAAAUGGAAUUACCACAUGUAAUGGAAAGGAGCAAGUGAAGAGGAAGAAAAGUUCCAAAUCCGAGGCCAAGGGCACCGUGUCGAAAGUCACUGGGAAAAAAAUCACCAAGAUCAUCAGUCUGGGAAAGAAGAAGCCAUCCACAGACGAGCAGACCUCCUCGGCUGAGGAAGAUGUUCCCACGUGCGGCUAUCUGAACGUGCUCUCCAACAGCCGCUGGCGGGAGCGCUGGUGCCGAGUGAAGGAUAACAAGCUCAUUUUCCACAAGGACAGGACCGACCUGAAGACCCACAUUGUGUCUAUUCCCCUCCGUGGCUGCGAGGUGAUCCCGGGUUUGGAUUCUAAACAUCCCCUGACGUUCCGGCUGCUGCGCAACGGCCAGGAGGUUGCAGUAUUGGAGGCAUCUUCCUCUGAGGACAUGGGCAGGUGGAUUGGGAUUUUACUCGCAGAGACGGGGUCGUCCACAGACCCGGGGGCCCUGCACUAUGACUACAUCGAUGUGGAGAUGUCUGCCAGUGUCAUUCAGACAGCCAAACAAACCUUCUGUUUCAUGAACAGGCGUGUUAUAUCUGCUAACCCAUAUCUGGGGGGCACCUCCAACGGCUAUGCCCACCCCAGCGGGACGGCGCUUCAUUACGACGACGUCCCCUGCAUCAACGGCUCGUGGGAACCGGAAGACGGCUUUCCUGCUUCCUGCAGCAGAGGCUUGGGAGAAGAGGUGCUUUAUGAUAACGCAGGCCUGUACGAUAACUUGCCGCCUCCGCAAAUCUUUGCCCGCUACUCUUCUGCUGACAGAAAGGCCUCUAGGCUGUCUGCUGACAAGCUGUCCUCUAACCAUUACAAAUACCCCGCCUCCGCUCAGUCUGUCACUAAUACCUCUUCUGUGGGGAGGGCGUCUCUCGGGCUCAACUCGCAGCUCAAGGGUAAAAAGCCCCCCGUGGCAUCUAAUGGGGUCACAGGAAAAGGGAAGACUCUGAGCAGUCAGCCGAAAAAAGCGGAUCCUGCGGCUGGUGUGAAAAGGACAGCUUCGAAUGCUGCCCAGUACAAGUACGGCAAGAACCGGGUAGAAGCAGACGCCAAGCGGCUACAGACCAAAGAAGAGGAGCUGCUGAAGAGGAAAGAGGUCCUGCGGAAUAGGCUGGCCCAGCUCCGCAAGGAAAGAAAAGACCUUCGAGCGGCCAUCGAAGUGAACGCAGGCAGGAAGCCACAGGCGAUUCUGGAGGAGAAGCUGAAGCAGCUGGAGGAGGAGUGCCGGCAGAAGGAGGCAGAGCGUGUCAGCCUGGAGCUGGAGCUGACGGAGGUCAAGGAGAGCCUGAAGAAAGCACUGGCGGGCGGAGUCACCCUGGGGCUGGCCAUCGAGCCCAAGUCAGGAACAUCGAAUCCACAGUCUCCAGUGUUCAGGCACCGGACCCUGGAGAACUCGCCUAUCUCCAGCUGUGACACCAGUGACACCGAGGGCCCCGUGCCGGUGAACAGCGCGGCUGUCCUGAAGAAGAGCCAGGUGGCCCCGGGCAGCUCCCCCUGCCGAGGACAUGUGCUGCGGAAGGCCAAGGAAUGGGAAUUGAAGAACGGGACAUAGGGGACAGCAGGACUGCUCCAGCCUCAGAGACUGCACACCCCCUUGCCCGUGUCCUCCUCUGUGUGACGGCAGGAAGCUCUGCCCAGAGUGGCCUCAGCUGCGCGACUCCAGAGGCUUCACGACCGAGCUCUGAGGCCAGCGCCUCUCACCCAGGCCCACUUGCAUUCCUUCUACUGUAUACUGGCGCCUUUAGAAAAGAUGUACUUGUAAGACUUUGGUCCCCAACUUUUGUUAAAAAACAAAAAAAGUGAUGGAAAGGUGUUUGAAAGGAUGCUAUCAGGCAAAGUGACAUCUUUCUAACCAGUUAAGCCAUUGCUUUCACCGAUUCCAGCCCAGCCCUGGACUGAGGAUGGAUGGUUCUGUGAGCCCCCAAGUGAAACCUUUCGACGGGGAAGAGCUUGGAUCCCCGGCUGCCCCGGGCAUGAGUGUGGCUGGCGCGUGGGCACUGGGCUCGCCUCGCACACCCACCAGGAGGGCCAGGGGCUUACACAGCCCUGACGUGGACUCUGUGUCUCGGCGUACCCUCCCCACGUGCCCGUCCCCCUCAUCAUCAGAGGUAAAGGCAUGAGAAAAUCACGCUGUGAAACAUUUUUUACCUUUUAUUAUUUUUUGGACAGAUGCUUUUGUCACCAAGACAUGAAAAGCUGCCAUUCUUCUUAACCUGUUUUUUAAGAAUUUUUUUUGUUGUGUGUCACACUUAGAUCUAAGGAUUUUUCAGAGGUUCCUUAUUUUAUUAUUUGUGCUACUUUUGACAGGUAGCAGAGGGUUUUAAUACUUCACUAACAGUGUGCCCUCCUCCCCCUUGGGCUGGCAUCCCCAGCCCUUAAUCCACAUCGGAGCCGGCAGGUGCUCCUCCCACCAGGAGCCUCUGGGGGCAGGGUCUGGCUGCUCGCCACUGUACAGGACGUUUACUGCUGCGUGGGCCAGGGCAGUCCUUUGAAAGGGAAGCAAGUUCUGGAACUUGUUCCCUCAUGGAAUUAUAACAUCUUAGAGCACGAGGCAGGAAUUCCAGGGCCUCCUGCCCCUCCCUCUCCCUUCCUCCAGCUUGUCAAGUUAAACCACUAAUGCAUGGGUGGGCCUGGCCGUGCUGCCUCUCCUGAGUGGGGUGGGUGCGGGUAGGGCCCCUUUCCCAGCUUUCUUACUUGCCUUCUGUGCAAUAUCGCUUGGAGAAUUCAGAUGCCUAAGGCAUAAAGGAAAAAAAAAAAAAAAAACAGAGUUCAUGGUUUGAGCUGGUAUCUACUCCCUGGGUUUAAAAGUCAGAUUUAACUUCUUGGUCUCCCGGAGACCGCUGUCAGGAAUUCUCCAUUACGGGAAGAUGCAGUCACUGAUGACAAAAUAAGUCGCCCCUGAAAGCCUCCGCAGGCGGAUUCACGGAGACCAGUCCCAGCAGCCACCGCCCCUUCCCUGAGCAGAGAAUAGAGAGGUGUCACACUUGGUGCAAGCCUUCUGUCCAGUGUCCAGAAUGUCCUUUAUCACGCAGAGGAAGAGACGGCAGGAAAACACUGACAAGGAGUUCCCCCCAGACAUGCUUUCAGAGCGCCAGCCAUGUGGCACACGGGACUGUACAGUUAGGAUUCAUGUUGAAGGUCGUGGCGCCUGAGGCCUGCAGGGGCCACGCUGGAUUACUCGAGCGGAAAAGUGGUCUCCCGUGUAUAAGAAAGUUUUACAAGAACUGGAAGCUGCUGGAGUCCACCUGAAACUUGAAUUGAUCGCAAAGCCAUCUGCCGGGAGCAUGUUGGGUUCCUGAGCCGUCAGCCGGCGUUCCUCCUCUGACGCACGUUCCUCCUGGGUAGUCCGUGGAGGCCCAUUACACCAGCAUCCGUGAUGCCAGCUUCCCACUAGGACAUCCAGGCAGGUCGGGCGGGGACGCCACACGUCUCAGGGCCGGUCCGCUGCGUUGCCAUAGAGGAGCCCUCCCUCCAGUGGGGACUUCCCACCAUUGCAGGCAGCUGGGACCACUUCGUAUCACACAGAAUGCAUUUUCUAUAAAGGUGAAAAUGUUUGCUCCCCCAUAGGUUUUUGCUGCCUUCGGGUCAGAUAGUUUCCCCAGUUGAGGCUCUUGGGCCAUUCUGAUUGGCAGCCUGCUUUGCCAAAGAGAACUGUGCGAGGUUUUGGUGGUUAGGAGGAGAAGCGGGAGAUGGCCAGCCUGAAGUCUCAGUCCUGGCCCAGCACAGGGGGGCAGCGGCGAGCCGGCAGGUGAAGCGCAAGCGGCACACGGUGUGUCACAUGGGCCUGAGCCGUCACCCGCCAGCUUCCUCACCUGGUAAGGAGGCCCCAGAGCCUUAGCAGGGACUUGCCCAAGGGCACAGCUGAUGGGUGCUCAACUCCCAGCAUGCAUAUUUUGUUUUAAAAACCCAGGUUUGUAAUUCACUGCCACAACCAUAAGCCUUUUAAAGAGGAGGCAAACUUUCACGAAUCCCAUUGUGGUCCAUAGAGCCUUUCAAAAUGGGUGCCCUGGAAGGGGGCCCUGACAUUGGAUUCCCUCGAUGCCAGAUACUCCCUUGAAAUUUUGCAUUUAAUCAGAAAGUUUAAAGCAUUUACUUCAGAAUAAGUUAUUUAUUUGUAUAUGUUCAAUAAAUAGUUUUUAAUUUAUAUCUGUACAUAUUAGACACACACGAGCCAUCCUGCCAGAAUUCUGACAGUGAUCUCAUUUUAUCACCCUCCCAAAACGUGCCCCAGGAACAAGCACCCCUUGCCCCUGUGGCAGCUGCGUGUGUCUGAUUUCAUAAUGAAGCCAGGUUGUGGGGGCAAGAGGCCCGACAGGCAGGCCAGGGUCCCCGGAGAAGCCAUGAUGAGGUGUGCAGAGGCCCGACAGGCAGGCCAGGGUCUCUGGAGAAGCCAGGAUGAGGGGUGCAGAGGCCCAAUAGGCAGGCCAGGGUCCCCGGAGAAGCCAGAAUAAGGGGUGCAGAGGCCCGACAGGCAGGCCAGGGUCCCUGGAGAAGCCAGGAUGAGGGGUGCAGAGGCCCAACAGGCAGGCCAUGGCUCCCUCUUCCCAGAAUCUGGGGGGAACUAGGGCAAGGCCCAUCUGUCUGCAAGGCCAGUAGCUCCCUCCCUCAGCUUCCAGAGUCCGCGGCCGGUGCAGGGUAACCAGUGUGGGUCUGCUGAGUCACCCUAGGCACCAGACUUGACCCAGGAGCACGGGCCACUGUCCAUGGGGCCUUCCUUGAGACCUUCCCUUGGGGCUGGCAGGUGGCCAUUUACCAGCUGGAUUAGUCCCGCCUCGCCCUCUGUGCCUGUGCCCUGGCGUGGCCAGGCCUAACCUUCCCCUGUAUCUUACUCGUCCCAAAGUUAUUAUUGGCCAUUUCUAAAUGGACAAAACUACCCUAAAAGGUGGAGAUUUACUCCUUUUGAAAAGUCUGUUUCAAAAAGUAUGUCCUCGGCUCUGGAGGCCACCCCUAGGAAGGAGUUUGAGAUUCGUUAUCAUUAUGGCCACAAUUUGGCGCUUGUGCACGGGAUUCAAAGGGCCGUGUUGAAGCCAGGGUUAGGUGUAGGGUUGUGGGCAAAGCUCCCUUGUUUGUGGCCACCCCUUACCUUUCUAAAGAGGCUGUUAACUCUGCUCACCCACUAUUUGGGGGGAUGUAAAUUUUGCCCACAGACUUUGCUACCCAGGUGAGGUGCUCUGUUCAUGCACCAAACUCAUGUCAUUUGACACCAUCCAAGGAUGGGUAGCCUGUCAUGUGGCCGGUGACCCGCACCUAGAGAAAAGGCACGUCAUGCCGCAGGGCAGGGCCGACACCCUGAGCUCACAGGUGGCCCCUGCAGUCAGGUGGAUGUCCAUCCUUGAAACAGCCUCUUCUGGGAGCACAGCACUGGAGGUCUCAGGCGUCAGGGUUGGCUGGCAGGGUGCCCUGCAGCUUACAUAAAGGUCGUGGCAAUACUUCAAUGUUAAAUUAUUGCCUUCCUCUUACUAAAAUAAUUUUCUAAUGGGAACAGUAACUUCAAGUUCAUGACAUAGUUUGAAGGAGGAUAAUUCAUUUUUUUCCUGGUUGUCACUGUCUUGUCACCAUGAUGGGCUGGGUUCAUACUGUGAAAUAAACUGAAGUGAAACCAAAGCAUUCCUGCCAUAAACACGUGGCACAGCACCGUGGAAAAAGCAAAGCCACCUCUAUUCGUGAGUCCCCAAGCCAUAGCAGGCCACUCCAUCGUCUAUAAAGGGAAGGAAACUGCGCCUGGGAAGUGGUGGGCUUCAGACGCGUCCUUUUGCCCGCAGUUCAUGAAACAGUUCCAGCUUUGGCCUUCCAGAAAAUCUCAACUUCACCGUGCACAAGUAUUACCCGGUCUUUUUAGUGUAGCCAUGGAAGAUACUUUCAAAAGGAGAUCUUCAGAUCAUAAUUCUUAGGGACCAAAGGUGUUUUUAAUGAGAUAAUCUUUUUGAUUUUCUAACAAGAAAGGAAAUAUUCACUUUAAAUUUUAACAUCAACUUUUAAAGGAUACUCAGAAUUAAUUGACCAUGGCGAUAGGUUGUAAAAUGUUUUCAUAUUAAGAAUGUAAUUAUUUCCUUAUUGUAUUUUUUAAAAGCUAAAGUCAUAUUUAAAAUUCUCUUUGAAAGAAACAGGCAAAGAAACAGCAAAGAUUUUUUUAAAUUAAAUAUGUUGGUAGUGCCCAUUUUAAAUGACUGUAAAUAUAUUUUCACUGUUUCUCAAUGUAUUUAAUUCAUAAAGUAAAAAUUUUAUGAAAAGCAACUUGCAAGGAAAAUCCUAGUUUUCAGUCCACUCGCCCCAUUUUGUAGUAGCUUCACUGAAUUUCCUGCUUUCCUGGUUGAUUUUUUUACUGUUUCACGUGGUGUAACCCUAGACUGGCGCCCUUGGCGUGCACCUUUGUGUAUGAAUAAACUUCUCUCCGCGA
Messenger RNA from Macaca mulatta (Rhesus monkey), 7563 nucleotides. It is a transcript of the gene AFAP1, whose product is annotated as actin filament associated protein 1. NCBI's taxonomy places the organism in Eukaryota, Metazoa, Chordata, Mammalia, Primates, Cercopithecidae. Gene Ontology annotation, molecular function: SH2 domain binding; SH3 domain binding. The record is from RefSeq and is a predicted model, not a curated record. Gene Ontology annotation, cellular component: cytosol.